Messenger RNA from Erigeron canadensis, 1488 nucleotides. Its product is annotated as desmethyl-deoxy-podophyllotoxin synthase-like. Bases 1 to 1488 code for a protein of 495 amino acids. NCBI's taxonomy places the organism in Eukaryota, Viridiplantae, Streptophyta, Magnoliopsida, Asterales, Asteraceae. The transcript has 2 exons. Gene Ontology annotation, molecular function: iron ion binding; monooxygenase activity; oxidoreductase activity, acting on paired donors, with incorporation or reduction of molecular oxygen. The record is from RefSeq and is a predicted model, not a curated record.
AUGUUUCAAGUGUCGUUAGUCUUCUUGUUUUUCAUCUUUUUCCUAGUUAAAAAAUGUCUUGCCAAAAAGAUUCUACUCCCUCCUGGCCCUCCAAAGCUACCGAUAAUCGGUAACAUGAACCACCUUGUACAUCCAUCACCACACCGAGUCCUCCACGAUUUGGCCAUGAAGUACGGUCCCAUCAUGCACCUAAAACUCGGGUUCAUUUCCACUAUCGUUGUUUCCUCGGCUGAAAUGGCUAAAGAGAUCAUGAAGACUCAUGAUAGUAUCUUUUCUAACCGCCCAAUGCUUGUCGCUCCAAAAAUAUUAGGCUAUAACUACACUGAUAUUGCAUUUGCUCCUUAUGGGUCUUAUUGGAGACAACUUAAGAAGAUUUGUGUUGUUGAGCUCUCAACAACUAAAAGCAUGGAUUCAACAAGGUUUAUACGUGAACAAGAAGUGAAUUCGUUUGUUCGUGCGGUUAGUGAAAGUUCUGAGCCAGUAAUAGACUUGGCAGAAAGGCUUUUUGCUUUAAAUCAUAAUAUUAUCACUAGGAUUACGUUUGGUGGUGAUAAGUUUAACGAUGAAUUGAGGUUUCGAAUGGCAAUUAGAGCGGGGAAUGCAUUGGCAGCCGGAUUUCAAAUUGGGGAUUUCUUUCCUUCCCUUGGUUUUGUUGCUAAGUUAACGGGAAUGAAUGCCAAGAUGGAAAAGUGUCUUGUGGAGAUUAACAACAUCAUGGACGAAAAAAUACAACAUCAUAUCGAGCAACGUAAACUUAAGAAGCCAGAACGUGAGUGUCUUGUUGAUGUUCUGCUAAGGGUUAAGGAGAAAGGAGGCCUCGAAGAACCACUAACACUCGACAACAUAAAGUCUGUACUCUUGGAUGUGUUCACGGGAGCAAGUGAGAAUUCACCGAACAUAGUGGAGUGGGCGAUGACAGAGAUGUUAAGAAACCCGACCAUGAUGAAAAAGGCACAAUCCGAGGUCAGGGAGCUCAUCCGUGCAAAAGAGAAACCAGCUAUAGAAGAAACCGAUCUAACAAAACUUAGCUACAUGAAAAUGGUUAUCAAGGAGACACUAAGGUUUCACCCACCGGUUCCUCUAUUGCUCCCAAGAGAGUCUAUGGAGAAAUGCACAAUCAACGGUUUUGAAAUCCCUUCUAAAACCCGAGUGCUUAUCAACUAUUGGGCCAUCAGUCGGGAUCCUAACAGCUGGAAGGAUCCCGAUGUGUUCAACCCUGAGAGGUUUCAGGAUGAAACCAAAGAUUAUAGAGGUUAUGACUUUGAAUACAUCCCUUUUGGCGCUGGUCGCAGAGUUUGUCCAGGAAUAUCAUUAGGAAUGGCUAGUACCGAGCUUUCUUUAGCUUCUUUGCUUUACCAUUUCGAUUGGGAGCUAGCUCAUGGAGAGAAACCCGAAGACUUAGACAUGAAUGAGUCCUUUGAAAUCACUUGUCACAAGACUUGUAGUCUCCAACUCGUUCCUACUCUACGUUUUCCUAUAAUAGCCUAG